Messenger RNA from Equus caballus (horse), 14971 nucleotides. It is a transcript of the gene GABRB1, whose product is annotated as gamma-aminobutyric acid type A receptor subunit beta1. Gene Ontology annotation, molecular function: chloride channel activity; GABA-A receptor activity; neurotransmitter receptor activity. Gene Ontology annotation, biological process: nervous system process; signal transduction; regulation of membrane potential. Gene Ontology annotation, cellular component: GABA-A receptor complex; plasma membrane; synapse. The record is from RefSeq and is a predicted model, not a curated record. NCBI's taxonomy places the organism in Eukaryota, Metazoa, Chordata, Mammalia, Perissodactyla, Equidae.
CGGAGGACGCGGAGCACCACAAACAGGAACUUUAAAGGGAUUGAAAUCUGUUGCCUGUUCCACUAGGAAUACUGUUUGCAAGGCACAAGGUGUCUUUUGGUAGUGAGCACCCUCUGCGCAUGCGCAGGUCCAUUCGGGAAUUAACUGCCCUGCCGCCGACUAAGUUGCAUUCCUUGAAUCUUCGCAGAAAAGACAAUUCUUUAAUCAGAGUUAGUAAUGUGGACAGUACAAAAUCGAGAGAGUUUGGGGCUUCUCUCUUUCCCUGUGAUGAUUGCCAUGGUCUGUUGUGCACACAGCGCCAAUGAGCCCAGCAACAUGUCAUACGUGAAAGAGACAGUGGACAGAUUGCUCAAAGGAUAUGACAUUCGCUUGCGGCCGGACUUUGGAGGGCCCCCCGUGGAUGUCGGGAUGCGGAUCGAUGUCGCCAGCAUAGACAUGGUCUCCGAAGUGAACAUGGAUUAUACACUCACCAUGUAUUUCCAGCAGUCUUGGAAAGACAAAAGGCUUUCUUAUUCUGGAAUCCCAUUAAACCUCACGCUAGACAACAGAGUAGCUGACCAACUCUGGGUACCAGACACCUACUUUCUGAAUGACAAGAAAUCAUUUGUGCAUGGGGUUACAGUGAAAAAUCGAAUGAUCCGACUACACCCUGAUGGAACAGUUCUCUAUGGACUCCGGAUAACAACCACAGCUGCAUGUAUGAUGGAUCUACGAAGAUAUCCUCUGGAUGAACAAAACUGCACCCUGGAGAUUGAAAGUUAUGGCUAUACAACUGACGACAUUGAGUUUUACUGGAAUGGAGGAGAGGGAGCAGUGACCGGAGUUAAUAAAAUUGAGCUUCCUCAGUUUUCAAUUGUCGACUACAAGAUGGUGUCCAAGAAAGUGGAGUUUACAACAGGGGCAUAUCCACGACUGUCACUAAGUUUUCGUCUAAAGAGAAACAUUGGUUACUUCAUUUUGCAAACCUACAUGCCUUCCACACUGAUUACAAUUCUGUCCUGGGUGUCUUUUUGGAUCAACUAUGAUGCAUCUGCAGCCAGAGUUGCAUUAGGCAUCACCACGGUGCUGACAAUGACGACCAUCAGCACUCACCUCAGGGAGACCUUGCCAAAGAUCCCUUAUGUCAAAGCGAUUGAUAUUUACCUGAUGGGCUGCUUUGUGUUUGUGUUCCUGGCUCUGCUGGAAUACGCCUUUGUCAAUUACAUCUUCUUUGGAAAGGGACCCCAGAAAAAGGGAGCUGGUAAACAAGACCAGAGCGCCAAUGAGAAGAACAAGCUGGAGAUGAAUAAAGUCCAGGUCGACCCCCACGGCAACAUUCUCCUCAGCACCCUGGAAAUCAGGAACGAGACGAGCGGCUCGGAAGUGCUCACGGGCAUGACUGACCCCAAGGCCCCCAUGUACUCGUACGACAGCGCCAGCAUCCAGUACCGGAAGCCUCUGAGCAGCCGCGAGGCAUACGGGCGCGCGCUGGACCGGCACGGCGCGCACAGCAAGGGGCGCAUCCGCAGGCGCGCCUCGCAGCUCAAAGUCAAAAUCCCCGACUUGACUGAUGUGAAUUCCAUAGACAAGUGGUCCCGAAUGUUUUUCCCUAUCACCUUUUCUCUUUUUAACGUCGUUUAUUGGCUUUACUAUGUUCACUAAGGUCUGUCCUAAUGGUUCAUAAACGGCUACUUUCCUCUUCUCAUGAUUUGUAACCCCCCAGGUCCCCAGCAGCGAUCCUGCUGUGUUUUUUGAGGUAAGAGAUUCAGUCAUCCAAUUGGUUUUAGGUCUUGCAUAUCAAUUUUAUUACUGCACCAUGUUUACUUCAAAAAAACAAAAACACUAUUUUUUUCCAGUCUACUGUGGUCCAGGUUAUCGGCUCUUUCAGAGCUCUAUUAAUUGCCAUGUUUACAAACACACACACACAGACACACACACACAAAGAGAAGUUAGAUAGGUAGAUCUUUAGCAGUCCUUCCUAGUUGCCCUGGAUUUUAGUGAUUUAUUUUUCUCAUGAGAAUGAAAAGGGGACCUAUCUCUCUGUGUGCACUGCUUCCUGGUAAACCGUAACAAUCUCAUGCUGCCAAAAAAACAACACAAUUUCCAGGAUCUCAGAAGACAAAACAAAGCCAUUGACAAGUUACAGAUUUCCAGGAAGAAGGGAAAACAAAAAGAAGCCUAGAAAAGGAGGACUCCCGUCCACCCUCAAGUUCCCCUAACUCCCUGGUAGGCGGGGUCUCAGCUCUGUGGAAGAGGCGAGAGAGACUGGCACGCGCUGAUCCAGAUUACACAAACUGAAUCUGCCAUCUUCACCUCACCAGUAAGCUAGAAAUUCUGAAAAAUGCUCCUUUUUCAGACUCCCGGGCAGAUUUAAAAUUAACAUUAGAAUCCAACCUGGUGGCCACUGAGAACAUUGUUCUUUUCUUGUUGAGAAUAGGAAUUUGGGGGGCAAUGACCAUUUUUGUAAUUACUUCUUUCAAAUGAACAGCCCUGAACUUGCUUAUUAGCCUGGAAUCACUUGCCACUGUGCCAUGAAGCCAUGUCAUCACAUUUCCUUGGUUCCUACUCCAGAGAGAUUGAGGAAAGGGGGGUGGGGGACGUGGGCUUCAAAGAAGAGGGUGGUGAGCAAUUUUUGCUUGAGAAAAAUAUUGCCCUUUCCAUGAGGAAGGCAAGAUUUAUGUGCUGUGAAAAGGGUGCCUGGGCAGUUACCUGAACUGCCAAAUCUUAAAUCAAAUAGUAUAUAUUUCUUAGCCUUCCAGACAGCAGUAUCUAAUGGUGACAGCUAGUUGUACAGGCCUCAGCUAGCACUUUAUGGCUGUGCUCUCUGAGCUCUGCGUUCCAAAAUAUGAAACGAAUGCUUCAGGACAUGCAUGCACACCCAUGUUGUUAUCAUUCUCCUCCAAGGCCAGAUUUCUAUUUAAAAAAAACCUUCAAAACAGCAAAACCACAGAUAGCAACAAUGAAGACAAAAAUCACUGGGCCUUCAAACAUUUAUACCAGCCCCCAAAGUACAGACCCUGCCUACACUCAUCAAUCGCUGUCAUUACUGCUCUGCCUUAUCUCUGCUCAUGGAUUACGUUGGUCAUGGUCAUCAUAGAAGAGCAGCCUUCUGAGCCCAACACACAACUCUAAACAUGUCCAACUAGCUACAGUUGAGAUUUCCAUUUUGUGUCAUUAAGCCUCAUUGGUUUUUUUCAGCCUACGUAUCUAAGAAUUCUAUAUGUUCAUUUGCAAGGUUGAGCGAAAGCCUAAGUUGACCAACCAGUGAUAGAGGUGACUUGGGACCUGAUCCUUGGAUGUGAAAUAAGGGUUGAGGUAAUAAUAGGGAUGACUGCCUCAUUUGAUGAUCUGGCUUUCUCUCCAAGGCUGUGAUGAGGGCCUGUGUUUACAAUAGCAUGAGCUGCUAGGAAUGAUUGUCUUAAUUGGAGAGAUAAGGCUGAAUUCCUGCUGAUGAGCCCAAGGAAAGAGAGUUAUGAUAUAUUCUUUUAGAAAGCAAGAAGAAAAAAGAACCCUAAAAUAAAUGAAUGCUUAUGCUAUAGAUAAUAUACGUUAGUAAGAAUAUAAAAACUCUGCUUUACCUGGAAAAAUCAUCUCAAGGUUUCAUAAGAAAUUACUAGGGUAUGGAGACCAAAUUUUCAUUUAGUUUUUCAGUUGUAUAAUCACAGUUCCCUGGUCACAGAAGUCUCCAGCCUCUAGCGAUAAAGUGAUCCAUUUUGAAACUCUGAUUAAUUCCUUGGCAGGGUGAGAUGCUUUGCCGUCAUAAAAUGCCCAAAUAGCAUGGAAUGUGGCCAUACCCAUGAUUGUAAGGUUAAUAUUACCAGUGACCACUCAGGAACCACUGUCUAGCCAUUUAUUUUAAAUACAGGAAGGGAGACUUUUGGCUGAUACCUCGCAGGAAUGAAUCGUUCUGAUGUCAAAGCUCUUUAAAAAGCUUUUAAGAGUGAGUGCUAAAUCAGAAAGUAAGUAUCUGUAAUCCAUGUUCCUUAACAAAAUUUCUCUUUAUUUAUCUGUUUAGAUUAUUCUACUUGGAAAAGAUUGAGGUAAUUUAUAUUUUUAUUAUUAUUUUUAUCUUGCCUUAAAAGUUGAAGAAUCUGAUGCUUGUAGUUUUAGACGUAAAGCAUCUCCGAGGAAAAAAAAGGACAUUUUUAAUUCUUAUAUCUUAACCUUUGUAAAAUGUAAAAUUGGUAAGCCUGAAUCUACCAUCAGGCACAAAAUAGUGUGACUGUAUGACUUUUUGCAUGGAGAGGGUCACAGCCACCAUUAUGCAAAUCCUGUUAAAUAGUUCUGAUUUUAGAGGCAAUGGCAGCCAGAAAAAUGGAAAUGUUACCAUAUUUCUGGUUAAUAACCUCUGUCCCCACUCCCUUCUCCUGGACACCUCCUAGCCAAAUCCUCCCCUCUUUGUCCCCACCCCCCUCCUUCCAGGCUGACCAGUGCAUGGAAAAAAAAUCUUUCUUUUCUGCCUCCUCCCUUGUCUUGCCCAAAAUGAUGUACGUAAAACAUAACAGUUGUUAGACAUUCUUAAGUGCCCCCAAACUGCCCCAUUCCUGAAAGAUUCAGAUCAUUACAUUAUGGAGGGUUACUAUUUAACUAUUAUUGAGUUGUUUUCUUUUUGCCAUGAAAAUAGCCAUAAUCUCCUAUAUUACUGCAGUGGCAGCAGAGGCUGAAAAAUCGCAUGGACUCGCUCUCUUAUGCCACAGUCAUGUCCAGGGGCCCCCAUGUUCACAGUUCAUAAACUGUGACAUAAACUGUGUCAUGGACUUAACCUCCGUAGAUGCCGCAGAAAUCCAUCUUUCAUUUAACAGUGAUGACUACUCACUCAUUCCUUCCAUUCAUGUUCCUUGGCUUAACAUAUCAGGGGUAACAUGUACAUUACACUUACCAGCUUUGUGAGGCAAAGAACCAGGUAAAGACAUAUCUUUGGCUUGAAUUAUCCAUGAUUAUUGCCUCCUUCCUCCACAUUGCCAAAUAGAAACAGCAGACUGGUUGGUAAUUCUGCUGACUAAAUGAUAUGUGUUUUCACAUAUACCAUCUUUAUUGUGCUUUACAAUCAAUGAAAGAUCUUGAAAAUGCAAAGAGAAAAUGUGGUGCAGAGAAUAAAGUUUGGUUUAUGGAUCCAAGGAUAGGCUUUCCUUAAACAAACAUUAUGUACAAUACACAGAAAUAUUGACUAAAUUCCAUCUUUCUAAAAUCAAUGACUACUUUAUAAAUAUUCAUUUAAGAAAGAGCUCAAUUAAAAUUUGUCAAGUUAAACAAAAAAGAUAUAUUUAUAAUGCUAGAAGGAAACAAUCUCCAAGAUUUCUUAUAUGGACAAUUUUGAAUAGUAUCUUACCAAAGGGUGAUGUACCACAAUUUUUUUUCCUAAACAAAGUGUAAUUAUAUAUCCCAGGAGGGAGGAAAAAGGAACGUGAAAGCAUUUGUUCAUGCUGGUCCAAUCAGAAGUUACUGGGAUGAGGACAGAAAAACAAACAAAAAUAUCUCAGUUUCAUGAAAGCAAACUAAAUACAAAGGUAAACUUGUUAAGAGAAUGUAGAAUAUUGUGUAAACUUCCUUGUAAAUUUUGUACAUAGCUCAUUGAACUGUUCCCUGUUAUGUGGUGGUCCUCAACUUUGGGUGGAUGUUUGAAAACUCUGAGCAUUGUAAAUAAUGUAAGCUUAUAAGGCACUUGCUUUUAUUCAUAAAGUGAAAUGACUAGUGAUUUGGGCCCAAACCAGAAUCUUUUUAGGUCUUGCUCUUUUUCUGCCAUUUUGUGUAUGCAGUUGUGUAACUCUGCCAGGUGUCUGUGAUCCCUGCCUCACGCCCAACCCCACUGAAAGGGACAGUAGCUGCCAAGAAGGCUGCACAGUUGUGGGGCUCAGGAACAGCGCACCAGCAGAGACAGGAACUGUAGCGAGCUGCUCCUGGAAUUGUGUCAUGAAAAGUAGAGGUGUUUUUAUCAGUCAUUCGUGGCUAUUCAUAUAUUCAGAUACUGAAUUGUCCAUGCUGUUGAGGGGGUCAGGAAUGGAAGAGAUGAUCAAAAUCCACAGGUAACACAAAGCUUCAUUUACACCAAUAGCUAUAGCUUCUACAUUUUUUCCUUUCACAGUGUUUCCCAGAACUUCCAAUAAAAAAUAGAAGUAGAUGGAUGGGUUUGAUCAGGGUAAACAAACAGUCAAAUGUCCAAAUGAUGGGAAGAAGAAAAGGAAGAGAUAGGAAAUGACAUUGAUAACACCAACUGGCUGAUUCAUCCCUGAAAGAUCCAGAGGUAACCAUGUCACUAUUUUUAAAAGAUAAAGAGAAAUAUUGGUAAAAGUGGACUGGGAAUUAAAACAAGUAUUUUUCAACAGGGGGUCAGGAUAUGUUUGAUAUUUCCUAAACUUAAAAGAGAAUUAACUCUUCUAAAAUAUGUUUCUCCCAAGUCCUAGUGUUCUUGAAAAACUCCUCAGAAUGGUGGGAUAUUACGCCACAAGAUGUGUUUCCAUGAAAACUGGCAGUCCCAGAGAGGGUGAUGGUGUCUACAGAAAUUCAGGAUAUCCAAACAAGCAGGGACAUAGCUUGGCUGCUUAGUAAUAUUUUACAGUGAACAAUGGCUUUCUUGGAGAUAAGAGCUUAGUAAGGCCGGGCUUUUUGUGCCAGGAGAGUGCAGGGAGCCGACCUUGUGAGACAUUUUGGCUCUAAAAUGUGCCAACUAGGGUCCACCAUUAAUUGAAUAAGAUAAAUGCCCUAUUGGAACUAAUCAGGUCAGUCAACUUCUAGGUCCAGAACACAUUGUGCUUUUAUUUUAAUCAUGCUUUUUCUAGAUAACAGAAAUCAGCUAAAUUGACAGAAAACUUAACUGUUAGAGGCUGCAACUUCAUAAGCAAACAUUUGAAAACAAAUCCUUUUUAAUGGAAGAAUUGCAAACCAGAAAACACAAAGUUCCUGGAAGGAUAAGCAUAAAGAGUUUAGAGUUUGUUUUCACUUCUCCCCGAAUUUCCGUAUUUAAACUGAAGAGGUGUAACUGUUGUUUGUUUUGUUUUUCCUAAUUAAAAAAGUCCUUGGUAAAUCAGUGGACUCACAACCAUUCCUGAUUGGCCCCUAGAUACCUUGCACAUCCUGGAGUAACCAGCACUCAUGGCAAAGGCUUCAGCAGGAACUCAAUGUGGGAAAAGUAGGUGUAUUUCUUUUGAACCAGUUGGGAAAGCAAAGCAUUCUCAUGAGUGACUCUACCUGCAUUUCCUGUCCUAUAGACAAUAGAAAAAUAAAUCAAUAAAAGAGAGGCCAAAUAACAUUAUGCAUUUGCCUUAGGUACACAGGGUUACAGAUUCACUAGCUUAAAACAGCCCCAAUUGAAAGCCAAAGGAUAAAUAAAAGCAAUCAGUUUUGCUACCUGGCUGGCUUCUACUUCUCCCUGAGCUUCCUUUUGAAGAGAAACAGGGAAGAGGGGACGUUUUCCAGUAUAAUUUUUUAUAGGUGAAAAUUAUCAAAAUAUGAUCUGUGUGUGCAUUUUGCAGCUUUGGCUGUGUAAAAUAGCUGACCUCUCUUGUGUUCCUUCCUUUCCAGCACCACAUACGAUCCUGCCUCAUGCCUUAACCCAAUGAAAUCACUUCAUCUAUUUUUCCACUUUCUCAUUUCCAAACUUCAUAAGAUAUCUUGCCCAUGAAUAGGUGAAAACUUCAGCUUCUUUGGACCUAUACUGCAUAUCUUCAACUGAAUCCACAAAAACAAGGAAUCUUAAUAAUUUCCCCAAAUCCCUACUCCUAUUGCCCUUAAAAGGCCUUUGGAGGUAGUUUGUAUAAAUCACAGUAGCCUCCUCUGAAGUGCCUUGGAUUAUUUUUCUUUCCUGCUCUCCUGUCCCUUAUGUAAAGAGUACAUGUGUUUACAUAAACAUUCUCUCUGCCAGCCUAAUUCAAAAUAAAGUGGAAAUAAAAAGCAUUAGCUCAAACCUAGGAAAACUUACACUCUCUACACCAAAGUUUGAUGAUAAGACCAUCUCCUUACGUUAUAAUGUAGAUGUAAUACUGUGAGUUCACAUUGCAUCAAUUCUUUUUCAUCAAACUUGUUUAUUCAUGCCCUCUUUCAGUCUUAAUUAUAAACCAUUUAAAAAUCUAUUAUUAUUCCUCUCAGAAUGGCUUGUCAUUCAUGUAGCACAUCACUAGUUACAGACUGUCCUCUAGGAACUGGAUCCACUUCAUCCUUUCUGUAUCUGACUCCUAUUAUGGAUUUCCACUUCUAUGCAUCAUCACCCUACCUACUGCCCUCAGCCUUCUAGCGGACGUUACAUAUGGUUAGUAAUUGGACAAGUCUUAGUACAAACUGUCUAAAUUGCCCCUAUAAAAUACGUAGAUAUCUUUCUCCUCCAGACAGCAUUUCUAUAGACUUGGAAAACAAAGAGUUCUAAAGCCAAGCAAUGUGCAGCCUAACCCUACAAAGUUAAUAAUAAACGAGCUGCAUGGUGGGGAGAGGAAAAUUAUGGUGGACAGAAGACACCGUGGAGUUAGGAUUACAUGACAUGGCUCUUAUGCUGUCUCCAGCCCUGCCCAGUUGUGUGACUUUGGACCACCAGAUGACCUCCAAGUUCCCUUCCAGAACUAAAUUUUAAAAGGAAUUUUAGAAAGGUGUAUUUGUAUGGGAGAUUACAAAGAUACAGGGGCACCAUGUCCUCUGCUAACAUAGCCACACAAAUUUAGUAAUAUUCCCUGUUGCAUGUCUUUGAGAGUAAAGCCAUCGGAGUAAGCCAUGUGGUGUCAAGUGAAUUGAAUUCAAUACCUGUUCAUAUUCCUUUAAAAAAUAUAGAGAACAUACAGUUAAAUCUGCAGACAAGUGUAAAAAAAAUUAUUUUACGAUUUUAGUAAUGGUCUUUACUACAAUAUUUCCCUGUAAGAGCACUGGAGAGUCUCAGAGAACAGAAAACAAUGUGGUGUCUAUCUGCAGAUCUCUGGAAGAUGCAGAUCCCUUAGACCAUUCUGUUAAUUCAGUCAGGAAAAGCCACGAAACACCCCUCUUGAGUGGAAAAGCCACCUUCGAGGCAGCAUCAGAGCAGAAAAGCUGUUGCAGUGUCCGUCAGUAGUCCUCCCCACUCCUGGACUCCAUCACUGUCUUGUGUUCUGGAAGUGGAGUCGCAGAUAGGCUUGAGCUCUCAGGCAAGAGGCAGCCUCCUAUCUAGUUGGAAAAGAUUCCAGGUCUUUAGGACCUCUGUUAUCCGUUCUCCCAGCCCACUUCCUCCAGCUCCUUCCUUCUGCCACUUAAACUGGUUAAAUCUGCCAAAUGUUUUAGGCACAGCCAUGAAAAAACUGCAAGAUUACUUAUUAACAUUUCUAACUAUUCAUAUUUCUAAAGCAUGCAUCCUCCCCAUUCCAAUCUCUGAACAUGAUCCCCAAUGCGAUUCCUGCACACAGAUGUUCUUAACAUUUUUCCUUUUUUAAAAGACACCUUCCAACUCUAAAUUCUCAUGAUUCUCGAGAGCCCCCUGACCAUUCACAAUUGUUAGAAGAGUGCCUAGGAAUUUCUCCCUCCCAUCAUAGGCCAAUCUAUGAAUAGGGCUGCCUUUUUUUAACAAAGUGAGCCAAAUGUUCUGCCCCUCAACCUCAUACAACCUACCAAAAACUAUUGUUCCAACCUUCUGAUGAGCAGGUGUACUCAUCACUCCUCUUAAAGUAGGGAGUUAAUAGUUUCCUUUUUCUGGUUUCCCAUCCUUUUUACCUAGAGAUAGUUUCAUAUUUAAUGUCAUCUUUUUAAAGACAGAGGAAGCAAUCCUAAGUCUUUAAAUUCUCACCAAGUUGAGAAUAAUACUUACAAUAUGUAUAUCAAUUAGGAUUCAUUCAGAUCUAAGUAACAAAAGAUGCAACUGAAAGUAACCUUAACAAUCAAAAUGUUAUUCUCUCGUAUAACAGUAGGUUCAGAAGUAGGGUGGCUACUGGGUUAAUUAUUUCAAUAGCACGAUGAUGUCAUCCAGGACCCCCUCCCUUCCAUAACCAGUUCUUCCUAACUCUUCACGUUCUCAGCACCCAUUGUGGUUGCAAACUGGCUACACUCAUGCACACAUACCACCUGGCAGAAGAAAGGAAAGUCCUGCCUUGGGUCUCUUUUUAAGAGCAACAAAACUCCCCUAGCAGUCUUCUCUUUUGUCCCAUCGGCCAGGGUUGGAUUACAUAUCCAUUCCUGAACCAGUCACUGAGAAGAGGAAUGGAAUUGUCAUGACUGGCUUACAACAUUGACCCUCCCCCCACCCCAGAGCUGCCCAAUAACUGAAGAAAAAGAGGGAGGAUAUGUGAACAAAAAGAAGGAAACAUGGCUUUUGGAGAGACACCCAAGAAUGACUGUCACACAUGGAUGUAAGGCAGGAAACACUUCCCACACAUAAUUUCACGAUUUGAUCUUCACUACAACCCCAUGAAGUUAUGAUGACAAUACCAAUAUUUGGAAAUCGAGGCUCAAAUAGGUUAAUGAUUUACCCAAGAUCUGAUAACUAGUUAGUGAUAGAGUUAGUAUUCAACCUGAGCUUUUCUUGGCUCCAAAGGGAAAGCUUUUUCCACUCGACUACACUGCCUAGAUUUAAUCCUUUUUACCUUGAUGAUCUAGGUUUCAGGUAGUUCAAAGAUGAGUGGAGAGUAGGAGGAAAGAGAAGAAUUUCCACCCGCAACAGCUAGUUACUACGUCCAGUAACCACUCCUGUUCUUUUUUACCCCUCUUCUCCACCCUCCCCAUCUCCUACACAAAAGCCUUUCAUUUUUCUCACAAGGGAAGGUGUAGAAGGAAUAGCUUGUGCAACAACCGAAUAGCCUGAAGUGUGCCCCAGUUCUUUCUGGAUAACAUUAUUGAUAGGGGACCAUAAGCCCUAGUUUGCCCAAGACAGUCCCAGUGUGUAAUUAUCAAUAGAGCCACCUUUUGCUCUCAAAACCGUCCAUUGAGAUAAUAAAUUACGUAGUCACACUAAUUAUGGCAUCUCAUAAUUCCCAUACCUACAGGAUAUGGGAAAUAUCAAUAAGUUAAUAUUAACAUCUUGGAGAAAAUAUAUGUCUUGGCUCCCUAUGGAAUCAUUUAUUAAGUGUGACCUCAGUCUUUUCCACCACUCAGGCUCACUUAUUUCUUAUGGUUCCCCUUACUCAACCUCAAGCCAGCUCAUCCUCAGGCCUUUCCUACCCUGCCACUGCAACAGCCACACAUCAUCCCUGAAGGUUCUCGUUGCUGUACUUGAAAUUUUACAUUUUAUUUCUGCUGCCCAGAUUUUCCUCUUCCUAGCCCUUCCCAAUGGUGAAUUAGGAAUCAGGCCAAUAUCAUCCAAAAAGCCAUCCAUGAGCAACUUUUGUUCAUUCUGUUCACUCUCCUGCUAGCACUGCCUCAAUUCCUAUGACCAUUUUGUCCAAUAGUAAUAGUUAUUUCAUUUUUGUAUUUUCCAGCAGUUUCGCAAACAGAUAUUUUGCCUCUCUAAAUAAAGAGUAAGAUCUUUAAGGGUAAACGCCCCAUUUUCUGAUUCUCUUGUAUUGCCCAAAGCAUCCCUUGUUCUGUCCAUGGUAGUGAGUCUGUAAAUGCUGAUUAAAUGACCUACAUUGGUAAAUGAAGCAAUUGAGAAACACAUUUCCGUAACAGGCAAUACUUCAGGAUUACAGAUAAUAUCUUGUGAGGCAGGUGCUCCCAGAAAACCUCUCCCAAGUUAUUUUAGUCCCGUAGAGCCUAUGUCUACAACCUUUAAGUGGAUUUAAAAAAUGCAAAUUUACAGUUGAACCCAGGUUGGGGUCUGUGCAAAGUGGUCGUUGAGAUUUUUUUUCCUUUGCUCAUAGCUAAACAGACUGAAUCCUAAUACCAUCAUUCUAGAUUCCACCAGUUCUGGCAGAAUUGAACUUUCCAUGGUAGUUACUACUGCUUUUCCUUUAUGGAAAAACGAAGUUUUUCAUUUAAGUUUUAUUUUUCCCAUUUACCCACCUUUGCCUUACUAAAAGCCUUUUGAAUCUAGGUUCUGUGGGAUGUUUAUUCUUGAAGGUGGGACUGCACUGCAUAUUCAGGACACUCCAAUGUGAAUUCUCAGAGAAUACUCCCAGAGAGUAUUGCAUCCAAAUUUCAUUUCUGCCAAGAAAUAAAUAGAAAGUUUAGAACUAUCUAAGGGGUAUGGGCAGUUCUUGACAUUCACCACUGUUCCUCUAGACUGCAUAAAAUAGAUGUACAGAGAAAUACCUUUUCUGCCCCCCUCAUUUCAAUUAACUUUCCUCUUCUCCUGUUAUGUAUAUUAUUUACAUACUUGCAUAAAAGAAAUAUAUCAUUUGCAAGCCUUACCUCAGAGUGGCAGCCAGCCACCCGUUUUACUAGACAACAUAUUUUUCUACUUGAUACUCCCGCAAAUACUUUGAAUUGCAGUGUAUCUGCUUUUUCUUUAUUUAAGCUAAUCAACGCAUGUUAAUCUGUUUCUUACGUCUUUUUGAAAUACUCACUGGAUAAAGCUUGAAAUAUUUUAUAUUUUGCAACAGUGCCCCUGACACAUUUUUAGGGAAGCCAAUUGAUUAUUCCAAUCACCACAGUGUCAUGAAAAACAGAAUUAUAUAUCCAAGUGAUAUUUCAUAUUCAGAACAUCCACUACUCUUCUAAGUAGGGAAUGCUCGUGACUCGAUAUGCAUAUAUUUCUUGACUGUGUUGCUCAACUCCUUACUUUAGAGGGGCCAAUACCCUCUUGAUAAAAACUAUCAUGUGGCAUUAUUACAAAGUCAAGAUUGCAUGAGGUUUUUGGAAAUUCCAAAUGAUAUGUUUACAAGGACCAAAAAUUUUUUGACAUCUUUAAAUAAGCUUUUUAUUUUUGACCACCAGGCAGCAUUUUGUGCCAUUGUGAUAGGAACCUAAUGGCUAAUGUGAAAUAAUGUUGUUGUGUCAUUUAAAUGGUUAAGAAAUGUAAAUUGGAAACUUUAAUAUUGUUUAAGUAUAAAUAAAACUGUUUUUGAGAGAAAUGCAUCUGGGCUGAGGAUGGCUUGCUUGAAAAAUUCUCUUGGCUGUCCAUCAUCUCUGAAUAAUUAUUUCACUCCUUUUGACUUUCCCCAAGGAGACUCAACCUGAGGCAAAGAUCUUUAUACAGAGAUUCAGGUUUGGGAAAGCAGGACUCAUUAGGCUAAAGAAUAGGAAAAUUACUAUCUUGCCAGUAAUGGAACACCUCUUUGGCUACCACCUCACCUAAAACUUGAUUGAACCCCAAAAUUAGCUAAACUUUCCAAAUCAGUCUCCCACCAUGUUAAUUCAUAGCACACUGUACUAUAGCUGGGGCUUUCAAAAGCAGGUGCUAUAUAUAUAUACAGAAAGAAAUUCAUGCCUUCUGUUGCCUCUCAAAAUCCAUUAAGCUUUUUGAAUGUUUUUAUUCCUUGUGUUUUUAAAUCUCCUCUAAUCAAUUUGCUGAAUGGUCUAUCUACCCUCCUACCAAGCAUAAUUGUAGCUAAUUCUUAUCCUGAUUGGUAUUACACAGUUCUUGUAAAUAAAAUAAUCCCUUUCUCCCUCUUUAUUUUUUAGCAGGCAGAACUCCUUUAAUUGCAAAAAAAAAAAAGUUACAAUAUUUUAAUGUUCUUUUGCUUUUUUGACACAAGCAUUUGCUUUCUUACAUAAGCAGAUAAUGCUUUUGUACACCUACCAGACCACUGAAAAAGCCAAAUGGCAAGAAUUAGUAUUCCUGGAAACCUAUAGAAAUUUUCAUGAAAAGGGACAGGUUUAAAAAAUGCAAAGAAAGGAAAGGUGGACUCCUUACUUUUAUAAUUCAAGUUUCUAUUUUGUAUCAAUAUAUGCUGCAUUUUCUGAUUGAAACUGCUAUUCUGUCUGAUGACAUCUGUGAUUUUCUGUAGCUUCUCUUUACAUCUGAAAUCAAACUUUCAUACAGGGUGUUUGAUUGUAUUCUUUGUUAGGGAUUUGAUUAAAAUAUUCUAGCCAUUUCAUUAAUUCCUUUUUACGUGCUUAACAUAUGAGAUGUCAUGCCUUCACUAUCUCAAAGACUAUCUGUGGACAAAAUCCAUGAAACCUAUAGACUGUGAGCUAUACACAUGAAAGAAGAAACAGAUUUCACUCUAAGCAGAGAAUCAGUGAAUAGGAAACUAUUUGGCGUCCUCCGAUUCCUGACCCUUUGAUCUUCAUGGCCUUUUUUCUAUUCUUAAUCAUUCAUUGAGUAAUCGUAUAUUCUUGUAAAAUGCAAAAUCAACUUACAUGCAAUCAGGUAUGGACACAAGAAAUGCUUGUGCUCUCGACUUCAGGACUCACAGAUACCCUAGCCGUCAGAGGACUGUAGUUCACUCAGUAUUUUUGUUAAUAGUGUGGCUGUGCUAUAAAGUAGGUCGCUGUUUUUUUUGCUUUGGUACUACAAGAUUUUAAAUGUUGCAGCAAAUGAAAGAAAACAUUUGAAGGCUGGUGUCAAAAAUCAUCAGCUAUACUUACAAAAGCCGUGUGCAGCUUCUGAAAUGUAGUUUAUUGCUGUAAAUAUGUACAAUUUAUGUUAGCUUGUUUAUUCCUAAAACAUAAAUAAAACCUUUUUUAUUAAAAAUGCCUACAUAUAAAAAGCUUACUUUGUACAAUGUUUAAAAACAUGCAAGAUUUCAGGCAUAUCUUUUUAUAAUCUUUAAAAACGUUUAGAAUUCUGACUCUAUUAUUUGAGAGCUUUUAUUGUAAAAUUUAAUACAAAGCUAAAUCCCUUUAUUUGGAAGAAAUUCUUUGCAGUAUUACCCAGCAAUUGGAGAAAAAAAUACCAGCACUUUUCCAAGAGCUUAUUUCUGUACCAUUUUGAUUUUUUUAAAAAAUAUUCUUUAAGAUAACACGCCUUACAAACAUUUGAACGUAUGGAACAUUUAUAUAUUAGGAAAAAAAGAAGUGAAGUCUCCUUGUAUUUAAAAAUGAUGCCUAAAACGGACUUUAAUAGCAUCCAUUUGUGAGGUGCAUUAUGUCGAUUUUUUUUUUAAUCUCCACUGUAAAUAUAAAUAUUAGAGUUGGCCUAUUUGUCAGUUUUUCCUAAUUUGAAGACCUCCAACUUCCGUACUCAUUCUCUCCCUUCAGAAAGAAUAUGUUGACAAUAAAAUAAUGAACAGAA